Messenger RNA from Otolemur garnettii (small-eared galago), 697 nucleotides. It is a transcript of the gene SPC25, whose product is annotated as SPC25, NDC80 kinetochore complex component. Bases 9 to 683 code for a protein of 224 amino acids. Gene Ontology annotation, cellular component: Ndc80 complex. The transcript is spliced from 6 exons. Gene Ontology annotation, biological process: chromosome segregation. NCBI's taxonomy places the organism in Eukaryota, Metazoa, Chordata, Mammalia, Primates, Galagidae. The record is from RefSeq and is a predicted model, not a curated record.
CUAACAUAAUGGUGGAGGACCAGCUGGCACUAUUGGAUAAAAACAUAAAUGAAUUUUGGAAUAAAUUCAAAAGUACUGAUACCGCCGGUCAGAUGGCAGGACUCAGAGAUACCUACAAGGACUCCAUCAAAACAUUUGCAGAAAAACUGUCUGUGAAAUUGAAGGAAGAAGAACGGAUGGUGGAAAUGUUUCUGGAAUAUCAAAAUCAGAUCAGCAAGCAGAAUAUGAUCAUUCAAGAAAAAAAAGAUAACUUGUUACAGUUGAUUGCUGAAGUAAAAGACAAAAAGCAGGAAUUGGAAGCAGUGACUGCAAAAAUCCAGGAUCUUAAGGAAGAGUAUUCUAGGAAGAAGGAAACUAUUUCUGCUGCCAACAAAGCAAAUGCAGAGAAGUUGAAAAGGCUGCAGAAAUCUGCAGACUUGUAUAAAGAUCGGCUUGGACUAGAAAUUCGAAAAAUUUAUGGUGAUAAAUUGCAGUUUAUAUUCACUAAUAUUGACCCUAAGAAUCCUGAGAGCCCGUUUAUGUUUUGUCUGCAUCUCAAUGAGGCAAGGGACUAUGAAGUGUCAGAUAGUUCUCCUCACCUUGAAUGCCUAGCAGAACUUCAAGAGAAAGUAAGGAAGACCAACAAUUUUUCAGCUUUUCUUGCUAAUGUCCGGAAAGCUUUUACUGCUACGGUUAAUAAUUAAUGUAUAAAUAUAUA